GCCACUAAAGCUAACUCUGUGUGUUAUAUUUAAACAACAUUUUUUCUUUUGCGUCCUGAAAUGGAAGACGAGGUGGUGAGUGCCGAAAAACAUACACUCCUCCAAUUAAAGGCCUGGUGUACGGCCGUUGGCGUAAACGCAAACGGUGCAAAAGCGUCGCUCGCGGCAAGGCUGAGCCAGUUGUCAGAAGAAGCGCGCGGAUUGUGCCCAGCAAGCGAAUCAGUAGAUCUGAUUUAUGAGGUCAGUGACAACGUUACCGGAAGAAACAACGAGUCGGACAGUGACGCAGACACCAUAGCAGCACACAACGUAGCGGUCAACGUGGCGGACAAAGUAGCGGUAAACGUAAUGGACAAAGUAGCGGACAAGGUGACGGUCAACGUAGAGGAUACUGCAAAAAAUGUAGCUGCCAAUGCAGCGGUCAAUGAAGCAGGGAAUACAAUGGCAAAUUUAGUGGACAAUAGUGCAGAAAAAAAGGCGUACUACAAGGUAGAGGACAACGGUGAGAAGGUACAGCAAUGGCAAGGUGACACGGUCGUGGAAGUCACUGACGACGACGGCGCGGUUCGUGUGCAAAAGGCGUUAGCACGUAUAUGUAGCGGUACAUUCGGAGACCGUUUAACGAGAAACAGCGACGCCAAAGAAAAAAACGGUAUGUCGAACAGUACAGUAGAAGACAGCAUAAAAAUUUCACUGCUGCAGAGAGAAAUUGAGCUGCUGAAGUUACAAAAGGCUCAAUUGGAACGAGAGAAAACAAUAAGCAAAGUAGCGACUGAAGGUGUAGCGUUUGAGACAUUGAAGGACGUAAUACCUGCGUACGAUGGCGGCGACGGGUUCAAAGCCUGGCAUAACCAGUUGCUGCAUUUGCGCGAGGUAGUACAAGUAAACGACGCUGUGCUAGGAGUCGUUAUUCACACCAAGCUAAAAGGUGCAGCCCUGGCGUGGUACAACGCAAAGCCUAUGUUUCCUAAAAAGGUUGACGAAUUGCUACGUGAGAUGGAGUCAGUGUUCGGGGCAGGUGAGAGUAAGCUUGAUCGCCGCAGAAAAUUCGAGAAGAGAAUGUGGUCAUCCGAAGAAAGCUUCGCCAACUACUUCAACGAUAAAUGUUUGCUGGGCGGCGAACUGAACUUGGGUGAUGAGGAACUCGCAGAUUACCUCAUAGAAGGCAUUCCUGAUAGACAACUCCGCAAUCAGGCCAGGUUACAAAACUUCACCACAGCCAACGACGUACUAAGGGCGUUCCGCUCUAUAAGUCUACCAGAGCAUACGGAACCAAAACAACGAACGGUCGAAAGGAUGCGGUGUUACAACUGCAAUUGCUCGGGUCACUAUGCUAAAGAUUGUCGGAAACCGAAGAGGGAAGCUGGUUCCUGCUUCGCUUGUGGACAGCUAGGCCAUUACGCAGCGGAGUGCAAACAACACAAAAAAAACAAGAACACGUUUAAUGUUUAGUCGACUCAGGAAGCCCAGUCAGCCUGAUUAAGCAAGUUCUAGUACCAGCAGGAGCAAAAUUAGAA
Molecule: messenger RNA, 1517 nt
Organism: Anastrepha ludens (Mexican fruit fly)
Lineage: Eukaryota; Metazoa; Arthropoda; Insecta; Diptera; Tephritidae
Exons: 2
Coding region: 61-1452 (463 amino acids)
Molecular function (GO): nucleic acid binding; zinc ion binding
Source: RefSeq, a predicted model, not a curated record